Corticium candelabrum is the source of this 1780-nucleotide messenger RNA. RefSeq lists its product as uncharacterized. The record is from RefSeq and is a predicted model, not a curated record. Lineage: Eukaryota; Metazoa; Porifera; Homoscleromorpha; Homosclerophorida; Plakinidae. Bases 235 to 1581 code for a protein of 448 amino acids. The transcript has 7 exons.
CUUGACUUUUUCACUCAACGCUCGUCAUUGUGACGUAAGAGCCAUGCUGGUUUCAGCCAAUCAAAACACGUCUUUGCUCAAACAUCGAUAUCAACUACUUCCCGUUUUGUCGCGCGUUGUCGUACAUUGUUUCUCUCAUUCAUUCAACUUUGCCGUCCAUUCACUGACAAAUCGUCUACAAUUUCCCGUACGUGCUGCUCCAGGCUUCCCGCACGUGACCGCUAUCCCAGCUGAAUGACUCGAAACGCGGGAAGAGGCAGGCAGUCUGCAUCGCCUCUCAAGAAAACAAUCCUAGAAGUUUUUAGGCGUCGAAAGUUUCGUAGACCGACUUCGCUCAGAAAACGCGCCAUUUCCGUUGGAAAACGCUGUUACACUGGGCACGAUUUCAGCAGUGGAACGAGCGAGGACGAGCGGAUGCCGCCUCAUCAGACAGACAAGCAGAGUCAUGCGCAGAAGACGGUCAUUGAGAGGUCUAGGAAGAGGAAACGGAGGAGUAAAUCGAAGGGUCGCGAGGGGACUAGGAGGCGAGAGAGAAAGGCGCUGACGGUGACGGAGGUUGUGAGGAAAGCGGAGAUGAUGAGCAAGAGUGAAUGCAAGACUACUAACCAAUUAGAAAAAGACGGUGCAAACUUUGCUAUUAUUGCAAACACAAGACUGACUCAACACGUGGGGAUCAUUGAUAAAGCGAGAAAAUCACAGAUGAUUCAUAGAUGUGGCAACGGGCAGCCACACAAUGUCUUCUCCGAGAAACCGUUAGCAACAACCCAUCGCAACGGUCAUGUGAACGAAAUGACGACCGAUGCCAAAAUCAAUGGCCUGUCUCCAGCAAGACCAUGUAGUGGAAACGAAGACUGCGGACAACCAAAUCUCAGCGACGUAGCCGCUCGCCUGCUAUCAUAUUUACAACCAAAGAGGCCAGACGAAAUAGCCUACGUCGACCGGCUAAAAUCGGAACUAAACACGAUGUUGUGCGAGCGCACAUGCAUGACGCCUCAACAGAGAAGACCGAGUCAAUCGCCUUCGCUUCAACCACGCAAACCAUCGCCCUCUCAGCGAGUCGAACGCAACCAGAACGACAACAUGGAGCAAUACACAGAGCCUACACCUGGAAACGACACACAAGAGCCCGUCGAGCCAAUAGAAGUAGACAAGGUGUGCCACCAUGAUGUUUUACCAGAGGAAAGGGGAAAGUCGGAAUUAGCCAAAUUGUUUGGAGAAUCCGAGGCAAAACCGAGGUGUAACACAAAAGUGGCCGCAUGUCAGACACAGUGUGAGGAAAAACGACUUUCCUUGUCGCAGCCGGAUACUAGACGCUCAUCCGGCCUAGGCAUCCAAAGACGCGAGAUUUUUCCGAGCUCGUCUGCGUUGAUGGAAGGUGCUAUCUCUUCCGGUCACAUAACGGAUCUCUUGGAUCUGUUGGACGAUCCGCAAAUGUGGAAUGGCGUUGGCUCGUCGGGAUGUGACCCGUUUGAUUACUCUCUGGGUUCUGUGGCGCAUGCGUGGUCGCUAGGCAACAAGCCGGUCUCCUUGAGUACUGAUAGUCCUUCUCCGGUCAAGUUGUAUCCGAGAAGACUUUACUAGAGUCGAACGGUUGUGUUGGGAGCAUAGAGGAAUGUUGAUCGUAGCAGAGCAUAGGCUAAUCUCAUGUUGUCUAACGAUUUUUCACUCCUGUGUGUACAGUGCGCAUGUGCGACUACCUAGACUGACUGCAAUGUACUUUGCAGUGCAUUUCCUCUCUUAGAAUGUAAUUUUUGUACAGUAUCUAAAGAUAUACAUAUGC